ACAAGUUGCUUUGUUGUGUUACAAAUGUGUUGAAAAAGUGAAUGUACCCUUUUCUUAGGGUGUGCGUAUAGCAUAAAAAAUGAAAGUUUAAAUUAAACGAAAACAACUCAGUUGUCUGUAUUCACUUGACGAAUUAAAAGUGCUUUUCUCUACGAUCGACUGCCAAGCAAUAAUGAAAGCCACAAACCUGUUAUAUAAUUUCAUUUUAGUAUUAUUAUAUAUGAAUGUUGCAAACUGCAGCAGCGGCUGGCAUGAACACUCCUUUUGGGAAGAUGAAACCCCUAGAAUUUCUAGAAAGUCGGAUGCGUUUGAUUUAAUUAAUGAAUGGAAGUUUUUGGAUUUUGAAUAUCCAACAUACGUGGAAAGACAACAGGCUAUCAAAAACAAUGAAUUCAUAACAGAAAAUAAUCUUCCAUUAGGCAUUGAUGUUUAUAAAAAUCGUCUUUUUAUUACAACACCACGAUGGAAAGAUGGAGUGCCUGCAAGUUUAUCGUAUGUUCCCUAUCCUACUAACGAGCGUAGCCCAGCAUUAAAACCAUAUCCAAAAUGGAGUGCGCAUGGCAAUACGGUCAAUCCUGACUGUACAAAACUAAUUUCGGUGUAUCGUACGUCAAUUGAUAUAUGCGGCCGUUUAUGGUUGAUAGAUUCCGGAAUUGUUAACGCUUUAACUACUUUCACACAACUGUGUCCACCAAAAAUUGUAGCUUUUGAUUUAAACACUGAUGAAUUGAUUUUAAGUUAUGAGUUGCCACCGGACCAAGUGAAACAAGACUCUCUGCACUCCAAUAUAUUAGCUGAUGUUCGUGAAGGACAAUGUCAUGAUGCUUAUGUGUAUGUGACUGAUGUAUGGCGGUUUGGACUUGUGGUGUAUAGUUUAGCAAAACAAAAAAGUUGGCGGAUAACCAACUUUAAUUUUCUCCCGAAUCCAGUAGCGGCAGAUUUUAAUAUUUAUGGACUAAAUUUUCAAUGGUUAGAUGGUAUAUUUGGCUUAAGUUUAUCGGCUGAAAGCAAAAAUUUCUUAAACAAUGAUAGAAUGUUGUACUUCCAUCCAAUGGCAAGUUUCAAGGAAUUUGUAGUUUCAACUAAGUUAAUUCAAAACGACAGUGAUAAUACACAAAAUGCCUUAAAUUUUUUCCCAAUUGGUGAUCGUGGCAGUAAUGGACAGUCUUCGACAUCUAAUGUGGAUCGCAAUGGCAUCAUGUUUUUUACUCAAGUACACCGUGAUGAAAUUGGGUGCUGGGAUACAUCCAAGCCAUAUAUACGCGAAAAUCUAAAAUUUUUGGCGAACGAAAAUGAAAGCAACAUGUCACGUUUAAUACAAUUUCCGAACGACUUAAAAGUUGAUCAAGAGUAUGAGCAAAACAUAUGGGUUAUGAGCAACCGCCUACCCAUAUUUUUAUAUAGCCAGUUAGAUUUUAAUGAUAUAAAUUUCCGCAUCUUACGCGCCAAUAUUAACAAGGUCACUACCGGCACUAUAUGCGAUCCCAGUGUCAGAGCAAGUACGAAGCUCAAAACUGCUACACUGAAUGAGGGGCAAUGCCUAUGAUGUGGACACGUGGAAGAAGAAUUUCUUAAAAUCUAUAUUUUUAUAACAAUUGAAAGCAAAAUUAA
This is a messenger RNA of Teleopsis dalmanni, 1611 nucleotides long. RefSeq names its product protein yellow-like. The coding region runs from base 173 to 1546 and encodes 457 amino acids. The transcript is spliced from 4 exons. The record is from RefSeq and is a predicted model, not a curated record. Gene Ontology annotation, cellular component: extracellular region. NCBI's taxonomy places the organism in Eukaryota, Metazoa, Arthropoda, Insecta, Diptera, Diopsidae.